Molecule: messenger RNA, 1854 nt
Organism: Phycodurus eques (leafy seadragon)
Lineage: Eukaryota; Metazoa; Chordata; Actinopteri; Syngnathiformes; Syngnathidae
Gene: mogat2
Product: monoacylglycerol O-acyltransferase 2
Exons: 6
Coding region: 633-1736 (367 amino acids)
Biological process (GO): triglyceride biosynthetic process; diacylglycerol biosynthetic process
Cellular component (GO): endoplasmic reticulum membrane
Molecular function (GO): diacylglycerol O-acyltransferase activity; 2-acylglycerol O-acyltransferase activity
Source: RefSeq, a predicted model, not a curated record
UAUGGGGGGGGGGGGAUACAAUGGAUAUGUGUACACAUUUAUAAAUGAUACUAACCAUGAAAAUAUAAAAACAAAUUUCAAGAUUCAUUGCCACAUCCAUUUUCAAGAAUUCCCAACCACUGUGCAAUAAUAACACAUGAGUGAAAUAUUGCCCAACAGGUGCUGGGAAAUUGAUAAAGAACAUAUAAGUAAUAUCAGUACUCGAUCGGAUUGUCUUGAUUUCUGUUUCAGAGGCACGUCAUUGGCUCUUUUAAUCCAUGUAACCUACGUUGACCUUAUGGCAUUGAGUCGUACGCUUUUUCUUACACUACGAAUGAAGAGAAUUGUCAUUUAUAAUCGCUGCUCAUCUGGAGUUGUACUUUUGUCUUCUCUCAGCCAGAUGGGGCUGCCUUUGCAGAGGCCGACAUUUUCAGUCUUACAAAACCUGAACCUCUGUGCCACAGAGGCAGUUUCGAAAAGAGCCAAGCUUUUUUUUCUUUUUUUUUUGCAUUGCUCCAAAUAUGUCAUACGCUCAUGUUUGAAGGUUCUGUACGAAGAAGGUCAAGGUUUACAGGGUCAAAGAUCAGAUGUGGGAUGAUAUGGUAAGAAUGAUUGAGCAAAGUGUCUGAGAUAAGAGAGUCAAUCAGGAGGUGAUGAAAGCGAGGGCAGACUUUGGACAUUCUUCGCUGGCUCCUUUCCUUUCCCACCAGUUGCGAUUCUGCGAGUUUUCGCUCUUCCCUCGGGCCAAAAUGAAGAUUGAUUUUGCGCCAGUCGGCGUGCCCCUCCACAGGAGACUGCAGACUGUUGCGGUGCUGCAGUGGGUUUUCUCCUUCCUCGCCUUGGCACCCACAUGCAUCUUCUUGUUCGUCUACCUGCUCUUCACUCGGUACUGGUUGAUCAGCGUGCUUUAUUCUGUCUGGUGGUUCUUUGACUAUGACAGUCCUUCACGCGGAGGCCGCAGGGUGCCCUACUUGUGUGGAAUCAAACUAUGGGACUACAUGCGGGAUUACUUCCCUAUCAAGUUGCUGAAGACAGCUGAACUGGACCCUCGACACAACUAUGUCCUGGGCUUCCACCCCCAUGGAGUCCUGGUGGCAGGAGCCUUUACCAAUUUUUGCACCUACUCCACAGGCUUCAGGCAACUGUUUCCAGGCCUCACCUGCUACCUGCUCAUGCUGCCCCUUUGGUUUCGAACCCCAUUCUUCAGAGACUACAUAAUGUGCGCAGGUCUGAUUCCAUCGGAUAAAGAGAGCGCCAGUUAUCCUCUGCGUCAGAGGGGCGGCGGCAAUGCCGUUGCGAUCGCCGUCGGUGGCGCCCCAGAGGCACUUGAUGCCCACCCUGGGACAUACAAUGUACUGUUGGCCAAGAAGAAAGGUUUCAUUAAAAUGGCUAUGGAGCAUGGUGCUCACCUGGUGCCGGUCUUCUCGUUUGGUGAGAAUGAGGUGUUUGAUCAAGUGGGAAACUCAAGAGGAACCUGGCUUCGAAGUGUCCAAGAAAAGCUGCAAAGCAUCAUGGGUAUCUCCCUUCCACUCUUCCAUGCUCGUGGGAUUUUCCAAUACUCCUUUGGCCUCAUGCCAUACAGAAAAGCCAUCCAUACUAUCGUUGGACGGCCCAUCAGGGUGGAGAAGAAGGAGAAGCCGACCGUCGAGGAUCUUGACGCCCUUCACCAGUUGUACAUGGACGAGCUUUGCAAUCUCUUCGAGCAGCACAAGACUGACUAUGGUGUGGACAAGGACACACACUUGAACUUCAUCUGAACUGGACAAAAGAUGCAUUGCUAUUUAUUUUGUGAAGUUGAGAAGAUUUGUUUUUUCUUUUUUUGCAAACACAAAUUUGUUCUGGGAUGGUAAUGAAAGGUGAAUAAAAUGAUUUUGA